AUGCCUAGAUCAAAACGUUCCAAACUUGUGACAUUAGCUCAAACCGAUAAAAAAGGUAGAGAAAAUAAAAAUAGAAUCUUUGAUGAAGUUAGAGAAGCUUUAGAUACAUAUAGAUUUGUUUGGUUAUUUUAUCUUGAUGAUGUUAGAACUCCAGUUUUACAAGAUAUUAGAUCUGAUUGGGUUGGAUCAAAAUUAAUCUUAGGUAAACGUCGUGUUUUGGAAAAAGCACUUGGUGAUAAAAUUGAAGAUGAAUAUAAAGAAAAUUUAUCAAAAUUUUCUAAAUUAGCUGAUGGUGUUACAGGUUUAUUAUUUACAAAUGAAGAUGUUGAAACAACAAGUUCAUAUUUUGCUGCAUAUACUAAACAAGAUUAUUCUCGUGCUAAAUCUAAAUCACCAAUAGAUUUCACUAUACCUGAAGGUAUUAUUUAUUCAAGAGGUGGUCAAAUAUCAAUUGAAGAUGAUGUUCCAAUGUCACAUUCAUUAGAAGAAACAAUGAGAAAUAAAUUUAAAAUCCCAACAAAGAUUAAAGCUGGUAAAAUCACAAUUAAUGAACCUUAUCAUGUUGUUAAUAAAGGUGAUGUUUUAGAUGUUCGUCAAGCUUUAAUUUUAAAACAAUUUGGUAUUGCUGCAUCUGAAUUUAAAGUUAAAGUUAAAGCUUAUUAUGAUAAUGAAACAUCUGAAAUUAAAAUUGUUGAUCUUAAUAUGGAAGAAAAAUAA
Messenger RNA from Hansenula ciferrii, 717 nucleotides. It is a transcript of the gene MRT4, whose product is annotated as ribosome assembly factor MRT4. Gene Ontology annotation, molecular function: RNA binding. The transcript has a single exon. Lineage: Eukaryota; Fungi; Ascomycota; Saccharomycetes; Phaffomycetales; Wickerhamomycetaceae. Gene Ontology annotation, cellular component: nucleolus; preribosome, large subunit precursor. The record is from RefSeq and is a predicted model, not a curated record. The coding region runs from base 1 to 717 and encodes 238 amino acids. Gene Ontology annotation, biological process: rRNA processing; ribosomal large subunit assembly; nuclear-transcribed mRNA catabolic process.